This is a messenger RNA of Mauremys reevesii (Reeves's turtle), 1636 nucleotides long. RefSeq names its product zinc finger protein 345-like. The transcript is spliced from 2 exons. Gene Ontology annotation, biological process: regulation of transcription by RNA polymerase II. The annotation marks the transcript as partial. Lineage: Eukaryota; Metazoa; Chordata; Testudines; Geoemydidae. The record is from RefSeq and is a predicted model, not a curated record. Gene Ontology annotation, molecular function: DNA-binding transcription activator activity, RNA polymerase II-specific; RNA polymerase II cis-regulatory region sequence-specific DNA binding. Gene Ontology annotation, cellular component: nucleus.
ACCUUCGAGGAGGUGGCUGUGUAUUUCACCAGGGAAGAGUGGGCUCUGCUGGACCCCGCUCAGAGAGCCCUCUACUGGGAUGUCAUGCAGGAGAACUAUGAGAAUGAAGUCCUCAUGGGAAAGAGGAAAAAUACAUGCACUGAGUGUGGAAAAACCUUCACUUGCAGCUCAGCCCUUUCUGCUCAUCACAGAAUCCACACAGGGGAGAGGCCCUAUGAAUGCUGUGAGUGUGGAAAAACCUUCACUUGCAGAUCAGCCCUUUCUGUUCAUCAGAGAAUCCACACAGGGGAGAGGCCCUAUGAAUGCUGUGAGUGUGGAAAAAGCUUUAUUACCAACUCAGACCUUUCUAAACAUCAGAUAAUCCACACAGGGAAGAGGCCCUAUGAAUGCAGUGAGUGUGGAAAAAGCUUCUCUAUCAGCUCAGCCCUUUCUGUACAUCAGAGAAUCCACACUGGGGAGAGGCCCUAUGAAUGCAGUGAGUGUGGGAAAACCUUCAAUCACAGCUCAGCCCUUUCUCGACAUCAGAGAAUCCACACAGGGAAGAGGCCCUAUGAAUGCAGUGAGUGUGGGGAAAAAUUCAGGCGCAGCUCAGGCCUUAUUAGGCAUUGGAGAAUGCACACAGGGGAGAGGCCCUAUGAAUGCAGUGAGUGUGGAAAAAGCUUUAUUACCAGCUCAGACCUUUCUCAACAUCAGAGAAUCCACACAGGGGAGAGGCCCUUUGAAUGCAGUGAAUGUGGGAAAACAUUCACUUACAGAUCAAAUCUUUUUGUUCAUAAGAGACUCCACACAGGGGAGAGACCCUAUGAAUGCUGUGAGUGUGGAAAAACCUUCACUUGCAGAUCAGCCCUUUCUGUUCAUCAGAGAAUCCACACAGGGGAGAGGCCCUAUGAAUGCUGUGAGUGUGGAAAAAGCUUUAUUACCAACUCAGACCUUUCUAAACAUCAGAUAAUCCACACAGGGAAGAGGCCCUAUGAAUGCAGUGAGUGUGGAAAAAGCUUCUCUAUCAGCUCAGCCCUUUCUGUACAUCAGAGAAUCCACACUGGGGAGAGGCCCUAUGAAUGCAGUGAGUGUGGGAAAACCUUCAAUCACAGCUCAGCCCUUUCUCGACAUCAGAGAAUCCACACAGGGAAGAGGCCCUAUGAAUGCAGUGAGUGUGGGGAAAAAUUCAGGCGCAGCUCAGGCCUUAUUAGGCAUUGGAGAAUGCACACAGGGGAGAGGCCCUAUGAAUGCAGUGAGUGUGGAAAAAGCUUUAUUACCAGCUCAGACCUUUCUCAACAUCAGAGAAUCCACACAGGGGAGAGGCCCUUUGAAUGCAGUGAAUGUGGGAAAACAUUCACUUACAGAUCAAAUCUUUUUGUUCAUAAGAGAAUCCACACAGGAGAGAGGCCCUAUGUAUGCAGUGAGUGUGGGAAAACCUUCAAUCACAGAUCACACCUUCUUACCCAUCUCAGAAUCCAUACAGGAGAGAGGCCUGCAGUGAUUGUGGAAAAAACUUCAUUCACCGCCAGCAGCUUAUCAGCCAUCAGAGAAUCCACACAGGUAUGCGACCCAAUGGAAGCAGUGAGUGUGGGAAAACCUUGUCUUGCCACUGAGCCCAUGUGAGCCAUCAGAGAAUCUGCAAGGGGGAUCAACACCA